CGGUGGUCGAUGACUGUCGAUCGUGUUGGAAGUUGGAGUUGAAAGUGGUGGGAAGUGGCAAGUGGCUCUCCUCGAUAUUUGACGUUGACGUAUGCUGGCGAACGUUUGGCGAAUGUGACAAAUUAUUUGACUGUAGUAGCCGUAAGGUUUCUUGCGAUCCGGUCAUGACGUAACGACAAAAUCACGCGAGAUGAACAGAACCGCGAGAUCCGUAGGUCCCUGUAGAGGCGGCUUGUACGUCGUCGAGGGCGAAGUAUGCCUCCUGGUGACGGCGAUGCGGCGAGGUGCCCGAUGGUCGUCGCAUUCUCACCAGGAUGACGAUCAGGAUACUUUAAUGAAGGGUUUGAAUACUUUGAAGGAAGUGUUAAACGAGCAUAGAGAUCUGUCUCAAUUGGAACCUGCAGUUUUUCUUACUCCCUUCUUGGAAAUUAUAAGAUCAGAGGAAACCACAGGACCUGUUACUAGUAUAGCAUUGUCUGCUGUUAAUAAAAUAAUUUCUUAUGGUCUUGUUGAUGCUAAUCAUUCUGCCAUAGCUUCCUGUGUAGAAGCUAUAGCAGAUGCUGUUACGCAUGCAAGAUUUGUGGGCACCGAUACAUCUGGUGAUGGAGUAGUCCUCAUGAGAAUCUUACAGGUAUUGAGAGCUCUAAUGCUUUCACCAGCGAGUGAUCAUCUCUCCAACGAAAGUGUAUGUGAAAUUAUGCUGUGUUGUUUUAGGAUAUGCUUUGAAACACGUCUCAGUGAAAUACUUAAAAGAAUGGCAGAGCAUUGUCUAAGAGAUAUGGUUCAACAUUUGUUUACCAGAUUACCUCAGUUUGUCGAUGAUACUAGAAUCUUGCCGAAUAUGAAAAAAAUGAGAACAAACAGUAUAGAAAAUACUCGUAGCAAAAAUAGAAAACAUAAAAGUUACACAAAGCAAAAAUCUAAGUCCAUCACGGAUGACGUCGAUGAAAAGGAGCCGCUUAUCCUGAGUUCAGUUGACAGAAUACAAGCGAGUCAUUUGGCCACUACGCCUGUUUCACCAGUCGGAAAUAUUGUUGAUAUGCAAGGAUCCUUAGAUCAUGGAAAUAUCGAUAAAAACGAGGACGAAAAAAGUGAGAGCAAAAUUGAUACGAGCAAGGAUAAUAAUAUUAAUAAAUGUAGUAAAGCAGUGGAUAAUCAAGAAACGAAUAAGAAGCAAGAGAAUGAUAGAGAAGUAAAGAGUAGUGAUAUUAAAAACGAAACCGAAACGACCGAAAUUAAUGGUGUGUCUGAAAAUAUUAAAAUUGAAAAUAAAACCAUAGCUCCAUUAGAAAUUAAAAGUGCAACUUCAACAGAAUCUAAGAUCAUAGAGAAAGAAGAUGCAAACGAUGAAAAAAAUACGAUGGCUGAAACAUCCGAAUCUUCCAUUAAGCAAUCUGUAUCAGAAAAUCAAGGUGACGAAGAAAAAAGUAUUGAUUUAGCGCAAUCUCCGAUCGGUAGUGUAGAAGACUUGUCGAUAGACGAAAGCACAUGUAAGAUGUCUAAAGCGAAAGAGCCUGAACAAAUCGAGGAAUACGUGAACAGCCAAGGUGUUCGAUUUAUUCCGCUGCAACAGCGCGCGCCGUACGGUGCGUUGUGCGUGCGCGAGCUGUUUAGAUUUCUUAUUUCGCUAUGCAGUCCCCUCGACAAGCAAAACAACGAAAUUAUGACUCACUUGGGUCUUAACUUAUUGCAAGUGGCGUUGGAGAUUGCCGCUGAUGCUCUUUCGAACUUUUCAUCCUUACUCGCGCUCGCGAAGGAUGACUUGUGUAGAAAUCUUAUCUUGCUGCUUGGAACAGACAGAUUAUCGAUUCUUGCUGUAGAUCUUCAAGUGUCAUUUUUACUGUUUGAGUCGCAAAGAGAACACCUAAAAUUCCAACUGGAACAUUAUUUAAUUAAAUUAAUGGAAAUUGUUCAUUCUGAAUCUAAUAGGAUAUUAUAUGAACAACGAGAAUUAGCGCUUGAAACUAUAGUAAGAUUGUGGAGAAUACCUGGUUUACCUGCUGAGUUGUAUUUAAAUUAUGAUUGUGGACUUUAUUCCACAAACUUGUACGAGGAACUUAUGAAAAUGUUCUCUAAAAAUGUUUCUGUACCAAUGACUACCAGCAUGUAUAGUAUGCAAUUGAUUUCUUUGGAUGCUAUAAUAAUGUUGAUUGCUGGAAUGGAAAUUCGUUGUAAAGGUUGCAAAGAACUGUGCAAGCUAUCACGUCACGAAACUUCAUCUAAUCUCCCCACGCGCGAAGAUCUGCUCGCUAUAAAAGCGAAUAAACGGUGGUUGGUUCUUGGCACAGAGAAGUUUAACGAGAAUCCGCGGGAAGGUAUUGCAAAACUUACAGAGCAUGGUCUUCUGGGUACUCCCGGUCACUCGGAUCCUGAAAGAGUCGCAAAAUUUCUGAAAGAAAAUCCCGGUUUGGACAAAAAAGCGAUAGGCGAAUACAUCAGCAAGAAGGAAAACAAAAACAUUCUCAAUUAUUUCGUACAUAAUUUUGAUUUGAGAAAUACAAGAAUCGAUCAGGCUCUGCGACUUUAUUUAGAAUCGUUUAGGUUACCUGGAGAAGCCCCUCUUAUAUCUCUUCUACUCGAAAAAUUUGCCGAGCAUUGGCACGACAGCAAUGGUAGACCAUUUGCUUCGGCCGAUGCUGCUUUUACAUUAGCUUAUGCGGUGAUUAUGUUAAAUGUUGAUCAACAUAAUUAUAACGUGAAGAGGCAAAAUAAUCCCAUGACUGCCGAGGAAUUCAAGAGAAACUUGAAAAAAGUUAACGGUGAUGCUGAUUUUGAUCAGGAUAUGCUCGAUGACAUAUAUACUUCAAUUAAAGGGGAGGAAAUUGUAAUGCCCGCCGAGCAAACUGGUUUAGUGAAGGAAAAUUAUCUGUGGAAGGUUUUACUGAGAAGAGGUUCUGGACCUGAGAGCAUAUAUCUGAAAGUAGGCAAUUCUGGCGAAUUCAUUGACAGAGAUUUGGCCGAGCAUGCAUGGGGUCCAAUCAUCAGCGCUCUUUGUCGAGCUUAUGAUAAAGCGCCAGACAAAUCAUUGCAACACAAAGUCGCUCAAACAUUUUUCAGUUGCGCGGCGAUCAGUGCUUACUAUAGCAUGUGCGGCGACUUGGAUACACUCAUAGUAAGCCUUUGCAAAUUUACGAGUCUGAUAAUUGGCGCGAAACCCGAACAAGUAGUUCUGCAUCUCGGUGGAAGCUUAAAGUCGCAAUUGGCCACUCACACUCUUUUUAAGAUCACGCGGAAACACGGAAACGCUUUGAGAACGUCAUGGAAAAAUAUUAUCGAUUGUCUGCAAACGCUCUAUGAAGCGAGAUUGCUGCCGAAAAAUCUCACGGAGGCGGAGGACUUUAUCGAUCCAUCCGGCAAGAUAUCUCUACUCCGCGAACCGACUACGCCCAAAACUUCACCUGGUGAUCAAGGAAUAUUUUCUACCUUUUAUUCUUAUAUUGCCAUGGAUACAUCGCGUUUAGCACAUCCUGCUGAAGCAACCGCGCGAAAAAAAGCUGUGGAAUUUAUUGCCAAUUGUGACCUCAAGGAAAUUAUUGAAGAAAGCAAGUUCUUUCAGAUUGAAUCACUCAAUUCUCUGGUUGGUGCUUUAGUAUCGGUAAAUCCUAAUGAUGAAGACACAUCUAUAUUUAUAUUGGAGUUAUUGCUAGCAGUAACUAUACAGAAUCGCGACAGAGUAAGGUGUAUCUGGCCAGUCGUUCCGGGUCACUUGGAUCGCUUGUUAACAAUGGCGGCACGUGAGAACCAUCCUUAUCUCCUUGAGAGAGUAGCCGUUGGUAUGCUCAGACUUGCUAUCAGACUUUUACGCGGCGAAGAAUUUGCCUGUCUGUCUCCUCUAUUACCUUUGACCUAUCUGCCAUCCGCGACGACCGCGCCAUUGGCUCGGCAAAUCGCUUAUGGCCUGUUUGAACUAUUGAAAACAGGCGCCGCAAAUAUUCAUAGUGCCGAGGAUUGGAAGGUGGUGUUUAGUUUGUUGGAAUGCGCAGGUGCCGGCGCAUUAGCACCAAAACGGUCCAACACUGUACUGGAUGAAACAACAAAUGCUCGCACAUCGGUUUUGGAUCCCAGACCCAUUAGUCCCGUGCCAGAAUGGGUGCUCGUGUCGCCGACUGGCACUGAAGCACCACUUCCGGUAGCUGCUGACACGAUAAUACUAGUGCGAGAUCUGCAGCCUCACGAUUCGGCAGCGUUUGUCAAGUGCUGCGAAAGCCUGAACUUCUUGGUACGCGACAUGGCGCAUGUGACACCAUUUAACUUUGAUCUUUGCGUCAACUGCGUGAGAACGUUUGCCGAGGCGGUUCUGCAAUGCGCGGGCAAGCGAAACAGGGUGUACAAUUCCGCGGAGGAAGUGCCCGGUUAUCAGCAAAGUCCGGUGCAGUUGUUGGAUCUGAUGCACACGUUGCAUACGAGAAUUGCGCAGGUAUUCCGAUGGUGGGCGGAGGAGGGUACCAUCGAGGACGGAAUAUCCUUAUGGCCGCAAGCUUGGCGACCGUUGUUGCAAGGUAUCGCGCGACUCUGCUGCGACUCCCGUCGGCCAGUGCGCACGGCAGCGAUAACGUAUCUUCAGAGUACUUUGCUAGCGCACGAUCUGGCACAACUUACUGCUAUAGAAUGGUCGCAAUGUCUCGAGGAGGUGUUGUUUCCAUUACUAGCGCAAUUGUUGGGUCCUAUUGCGACCAAUGAUCCUAUUGGCGUCGAAGAAACAAGAGUCAGAGCCGCGAUGUUAUUAUCCAAAGUAUUUCUUCAUCAUCUUACUCCUCUAUUGACUCUACCCGGUUUUCUGCCACUGUGGUUGACAGUGCUGGAGCUUCUACGUGCAUAUAUGCAUGCUGAUAAUAGCGAGCUUCUAUUCGAGGCGAUUCCCGAAUCGUUGAAGAAUAUGCUGCUGGUGAUGUCAUCAGCCAACGUUUUGGCACCAAGUUCUAAUCUCUGGGCGCCUACAUGGAGAGCGAUCGACGCGUUUCUGCCGAAUCUAAAAACGGAGCUCUUUCCGGAACCACCGGUCGCGGUUCUGCCUUCUCCGCAGCUGUCGCCACAACUACCUCUGCAACAAUCGCCGCAACAACCACAAGUUAUCAGUUUGGUCGGCCAACAACAGCCGCCAUCCUUCCCGGGAUCUAUAGCACCACAACCAGAAACUACUACUCUUAUUUCAGCCGAUACCGAGUGCUCUAAUGACAAUAACGCAGACGUGAAAACCGUAACACAGCCAGUCGAUAUUCUCAAUUCUGUGCAAUCCGGCGGUGUUCCGAUUCCGAUUUCGUUACCGACAUUGAUAUACAAUGCUGAAGGUAAAGAAUCGCAGCAAGUGAUCACUCUAAUUAGUCAACCACCGCCUAGCGUCUCUAGUCCAGUCGCGGUGCAGCCCACCGCUCAGAAUAUUUUUGAUAUUUGCUAUUCGGCGAACUCUUUGAUGGAUAAGACAGGCGAACGACAACAACAGCAGCAACAACUUCAACCGGUAUCGCUAAAUGAAGAAAAUUAUAAUAGACCGCUGAAGAGUACAAUGCAAAAUGUUGAACGAAGAGAGACGACCAACGAGAAUCGAGAUUUGAUUCUCGCGAGAAAAUACGAUGAAUGGAAACAACAGCAGGAACAACAACAAAUGCUGAUGCAGCAACAAUACACACAAUCAUAUGAACAAUCGGCACAGUAUCAGCAUUCGGUGAUGGAAGGCUCUCCCUAUCGCGUGGAUCCAUCUGAGACGACGACAGUAGAUUCUACGGGGACGACGACGAUUAACUCCGCGGCGUAUUUUAGUGACGAUCCGGCAGCGGAUCUUCUCUUCGUCGUCACUAAUCCUUGACCACUGUAUAUUUUUUAUGUAAAUUGUAUUAUAUAAAACAUUUCUAUGAUGCGCGUGAUGUUUUGUGUAGAUGAGGAACUCACUCUCUCAAAAAUGCUCGGUUAGACGAGGGAAGAUACGUGGUAUAGGCAUAAAUUUAUCAUAUCUUUGGUUUGUAUAUUUGGCACUCAUUAUAUACAAAUAAUAUAUAUGUACCAUAAUGUAUGUUACUGUCAAGAUUAUUAUUUAUAAAAUGAAUAUAAUUUUGACAAUAAUAAUGACAACAUAUAAUAUAGCUCUCGACAUCACUUUUAGCACUCGAUAUGUACUUCCGUUUAAUUUCUCUUUUGCGUCACUGGUAAAAGAAGUUCUCUUCGCGAAAAGCCAAAUGCGUAGACCAAAAUCUUCUGAAGAAACCGAUCAAUUUCUUGCGAUUAAUGUUUUUAUCGACGUGUUAUAUGUGUUUUACGUAGAAUGAUGCGAGUUGAAUAAUAUUUCUCAUUAGAUAUAUAUUCUUACAAAUUCUA
Messenger RNA from Cataglyphis hispanica, 6309 nucleotides. It is a transcript of the gene garz, whose product is annotated as Golgi-specific brefeldin A-resistance guanine nucleotide exchange factor 1. The transcript is spliced from 15 exons. Gene Ontology annotation, molecular function: guanyl-nucleotide exchange factor activity. NCBI's taxonomy places the organism in Eukaryota, Metazoa, Arthropoda, Insecta, Hymenoptera, Formicidae. Gene Ontology annotation, biological process: regulation of ARF protein signal transduction. The record is from RefSeq and is a predicted model, not a curated record. The coding region runs from base 191 to 5803 and encodes 1870 amino acids.